This is a messenger RNA of Prorocentrum cordatum, 381 nucleotides long. NCBI's taxonomy places the organism in Eukaryota, Dinophyceae, Prorocentrales, Prorocentraceae. The record is from the annotation of a GenBank genome assembly.
GCUGGGCCCCUCCUCGACGUGCUCGUCGACCUGCCGGCCGCGGCGGCGGACGCGCACCUCGCGCGCACCGCCGAGGAUGCGGCGGCGGACGUGCGGGAGUGGGUGACGAAGUUUCUGGACAGCACCAACCGGGAGACCGACAACUUUGUGGCGGCGGCCGCGACGCUUCCAGACGCCGCGCUCCUGAACCUGACGUCGAGGUUCUUGGAUGAUACCUCGCACCGCCUCAAGAUGCUGCAGAAGCACACGUUGCUGGUUGCGCUGCGCGUCAAAAAGGCUCGGGCUCAUCGCCCAGAGAGGGGAAUGGCGCUGGAUCUCGAUCUCAGUCACGUUGGGGCGUCGGAGGAUGAUUCCUCCUCCUCCUCUGCGUUGACCCCGUAG